Molecule: messenger RNA, 1602 nt
Organism: Plasmodium yoelii
Lineage: Eukaryota; Apicomplexa; Aconoidasida; Haemosporida; Plasmodiidae
Product: ATP synthase F1subunit beta
Exons: 1
Coding region: 1-1602 (533 amino acids)
Biological process (GO): proton transmembrane transport; proton motive force-driven mitochondrial ATP synthesis
Molecular function (GO): proton-transporting ATP synthase activity, rotational mechanism; ATP hydrolysis activity; ATP binding
Source: RefSeq, a predicted model, not a curated record
AUGAAUAAAUUUCGAUUUUUGAAGAGCGUGUGCUCCAAAAAAUUUGCAAAUCAAAUAAAUUCACAAAGCAUAAAAACAAAUUGCCGUUUUUUAAGUACAACUGAAAAUGCUAAUUUAAAAAAAAAUAAUAAUUUAUCUAAUGUAAAGGGAAAUGUAAAAGGAAGUGGAAAUGUCGGUAAAAUAUCACAAGUUAUCGGUGCUGUUGUAGAUGUAGAAUUCCAAAAUACUCCACCAGCAAUUUUAAAUGCUUUAGAAGUAGAAUUAGAUAAUAAAAAAUUAAUACUUGAAGUAGCUCAACAUUUAGGUAAUAAAGUUGUUAGAACUAUUGCUAUGGAUGCUACAGAUGGGUUAAUAAGAGGACAAGAUGUUAUUGAUUGUGGUAUUCCAAUUAGUGUUCCAGUAGGGAAAGAAACAUUAGGAAGAAUUAUGAACGUAAUUGGAGAACCCAUCGAUGAAUGUGGUGAUAUUAAAAGUAAAAAAUUAUUGCCUAUACAUAGAGAUCCACCAUUAUUUACUGAUCAAAGUACAGAACCUGCUUUAUUAAUAACCGGAAUAAAAGUUGUUGAUCUAAUUGCACCAUAUGCAAAAGGUGGAAAAAUUGGUUUAUUCGGAGGUGCAGGUGUCGGAAAAACGGUGCUAAUUAUGGAAUUAAUUAAUAAUGUUGCUAAAAAACAUGGUGGAUAUUCUGUUUUUGCUGGAGUAGGUGAAAGAACAAGAGAAGGUAACGAUUUAUAUCAUGAAAUGUUAACAACUGGUGUUAUAAAAAAAAAAAAAAUAAAAGAUAAUGAAUAUGAUUUUAGUGGUUCAAAAGCCGCUUUAGUAUAUGGUCAAAUGAAUGAACCUCCAGGUGCCCGUGCAAGAGUUGCAUUAACCGGUUUAACUGUUGCAGAAUAUUUUAGAGAUGAAGAAAAUCAAGAUGUUUUAUUAUUUGUAGAUAAUAUUUAUAGAUUCACACAAGCAGGUUCUGAAGUGUCUGCUUUAUUAGGACGUAUACCAUCAGCUGUUGGAUAUCAACCAACUUUAGCUACUGAUUUAGGUGCAUUACAAGAAAGAAUCACAACUACAAAAAAUGGUUCUAUUACAUCUGUACAAGCAGUUUAUGUACCUGCUGACGAUUUAACAGAUCCUGCACCAGCCACAACAUUUUCACAUCUAGAUGCAACAACAGUCUUAUCAAGAUCUAUAGCAGAAUUAGGAAUAUAUCCAGCUGUUGACCCAUUAGAUUCAACAUCUCGUAUGUUAACACCCGAUAUUGUGGGAAUAGAACAAUAUGAAGUUGCAAGAAAUAUUCAACAAAUCUUACAAGAUUAUAAAUCAUUACAAGAUAUAAUUGCAAUUCUUGGUAUUGAUGAGUUAUCAGAACAAGAUAAAUUAACAGUUGCACGAGCCAGAAAAGUUCAACGAUUUUUAUCACAACCAUUUGCUGUUGCUGAAGUUUUUACAGGUAAGCCAGGAAGAUUUGUAGAACUUGAAGAUACGAUAAAAGGUUUUUCUGAACUACUUAAAGGAAAUUGUGAUGACCUCCCUGAAAUGGCUUUCUAUAUGGUUGGGGGUUUGGAUGAAGUCAAGUCAAAAGCGAUAGAAAUGGCUAAACAAGUUUAA